Molecule: messenger RNA, 1936 nt
Organism: Salpingoeca rosetta
Lineage: Eukaryota; Choanoflagellata; Craspedida; Salpingoecidae
Exons: 13
Coding region: 30-1652 (540 amino acids)
Source: RefSeq, a predicted model, not a curated record
UUUUGGCGCAAUCCUCCAGCAACGGCAAGAUGAUGACGACGAGGCGUGUGGUUGUGGGCUUGCUGUUGUUUGUGUUGAUGGCUGCUGGCCAUGUGCAUGGGAAGCAGCAGAAGCAGCCGCACAUCAUCUUCUUCCUCACGGACGACCUUGGGUGGAAUGCGCCUUCCUUCCACAACAAUGAGAUCAUCACGCCCACCUUGCAUCAUCUGCACGCCAAUGGGGUCGAGCUCUACAGUCACUACACAUACAUGUUCUGUUCUCCAACCCGCGCCAGCUUUCUCACUGGACGCUUUCCGUACAAACAUGAGAUGACAAACACCAACUUGCUACCGCCGACGCGCAUGCUGGGCCUUGACCUCUCCUACACAACGCUCGCCGACAAGCUCAAGCAGGCCAACUACUCCACGCACCACAUCGGCAAGUGGCACCUUGGCAUGUACAAGAAGGAGUACACGCCUCGCUACCGCGGCUUUGAUACAACGUUUGGCUUCUUGACAGGAGGAGAAAACCACUACACGCAACGCGCAUUCGUGAGCCCACCAGCUGUGGACCUGUGGGACGAAGAAGCACCUGCGUACGGGAUGAACGGCACGUGGACGGGCAAGAUGUUCACUGAUGCUGCCCUCGAUAUCAUCCGCAACAACGCCCAACUCCGCAACGCAACAGGCGACGCGCCCCCGCUCUUCAUCUACUUUGCCCUCCAUGACGUGCAUGCGCCAACGCAGUCGCCCGUGCGGCUGGCGCAACUGUACAACUUCACUGGCGACGACGCGGGCCUCAAGAGCACCUUCUACGGCAUGAUCUCGGGCGUGGAUGAGGCUGUGAGGAACGUGACGGAUGCGCUCAAGGCAGCGGGCAUGUGGAACGAUACCCUCCUUGUCUGGACAUCUGACAACGGCUCACCCACGAUGGGGUCGUUCAAUGGCGGGUGCAAGAACGUUGUUCCCGAUUCCAGAGGUGGCGCAUGCAUGUGCGGCUCAAACUACCCACUGCGCGGAUCGAAGCACACCAACUUCGAGGGCGGCGUGCGCACGCCAACGUUUGUUUCGGGGCCCGUGCUGCCUGCACAUAUGCGCGGGAAGCGGCUGGACGGGCUGAUGCACGUGUGCGAUUGGUACAGCACGCUCUGCUCUGUCGCUGGCGUGGACCCUGCUGACCCCGGCGGCAUUGCGCCGCUUGACGCAAUCGACAUGUGGCCUUACAUCAGCGGUGCCGUGUCGGAGUCCCCACGUGACUUUAUCGUGCACGACCACCGCAUGUUCACGUCAAACAUUACGGGCGCCAUCCGCAAGGGCGACUGGAAGCUGUUUGUGGACCCGGAUAUGAAGUGGGCAAACUGGUUUGGCUUUUUCGCGCCAAACGCCUCCGUCCCAGAUCCGCCCAAGGAAACCCUCCAGUGCCCGCGUGAAAGCCCUUGCCUCUUCAACAUCAAGAAGGACAUGACCGAGCAACACAAUGUUGCAAAGGAGCACCCUCUCGUGGUGAUGGAGAUGCUUGCGCUGUUCGACAGCCUGAACAACGAGUAUCACCCGCCCAAAGACGCAGCGCCCACAAACUCCACCGCCUUCUACGCGUACGUGAACGCACACAACGGGUUUCUUGGACCGUUCAUGAGCCCGUAUGCUGCCCCCGAGGAUGAUGGCCAGCAGUAACAGGAUCCGCAAUUCCCAUCCAGUGAACCUUGGCGACUUGGCACGAAACCGCGUGAAGGCGCUGUCACGGGAUGUUGGCCGCGUUAACCCCACAGAUGCGCCACUGUGUUGUGGUCGUGUUUGAACCCCGCAGUGACCACGAUAUCACUGUUGAUGUGCGAAACUUCACAGUGACCGCAAUGUGCUCUUGCCUGUGUCCUAUUGUAAUUUUGUGGACACUUCCUGUCCGUCUCACGAGUCACAUAGUGUGUGAAGCACUAUUAACAACAGCAUGGGAAGCCAAC